UUUCGUAUUUACGUAUUUAAUCGAAAUAUUUAUAAAUCUUUCGAAAUAAAUAAAAGGUUUGCGGGACAUAGUAAAUGGCAGAAUAUAAAACAUACAAAAACAGAAAAUGAUAACGCAAGAGCUACAUUAUUUUUACGAUUAAGAAAAAUGAUACGAGAUGCUGUUUUGGAGGGUGGUAGUACAAAACCAACGACAAAUGCAAAAUUAGCACGUGUUAUAGAAUAUUGCAAAAAAUCAAACAUGCCCUCAUCAUCGAUAAAUAGUGUGCUUGAAAAAAUUACUAAUUCAAAAGAAAAAACUCAGUCUGCUUUAAUAGAAAUCAAUGGGCCAAAAAAUUGUAUCAUGAUUUUAAAAAUUGUAUCAGAUAAUAUUGUAGAUACAAAAUCACGUCUUAAUACAAUACUAAAAAAAAUCAAUGCUAAGGUUUCAGUAGGUGCAAUAAACAAUUCUUUUGAAUAUAAUGGCAUUAUAAUAACCAACAAAAAAUCUACAUUGGAAAAGGCAACAGAGGAUGCAAUAAAUGUUGGAGCUUCAGAUAUUGAGAAUAUGGAAGAUGAUGACAAAAAAUAUUAUAAGUUCAUAUGUGAGCCACAACUUUUAUCAAAAAUAACAACCAAAUUGAAAAGUCUUGAUUAUCAUAUUAUUGAUAUAAGAGAAGAAUUAACUCCACUAUUUGUUAUAAAAUUAAGUGAUGAUGAUCUAAAAAUAGUCAAAUUAGCUCAAGAGAAACUUUUAAAAAUAGAUGAAAUAGAAGAAAUAUAUGAUAAUAUAGAUCAUGAUAAUUUAUGAAAUUAAAUAUCAAUUAUAGUAUCUAAAAAUUAAAAAUAUAAACAACGCAUAUUAG
Messenger RNA from Vespula pensylvanica (western yellowjacket), 844 nucleotides. RefSeq names its product translational activator of cytochrome c oxidase 1. The transcript has 4 exons. NCBI's taxonomy places the organism in Eukaryota, Metazoa, Arthropoda, Insecta, Hymenoptera, Vespidae. The record is from RefSeq and is a predicted model, not a curated record. The annotation marks the transcript as partial. Gene Ontology annotation, cellular component: mitochondrion.